AUGCGUCGAUUCGUGCCGUUGCCACCAGGCCGGCGGGACAUCAGAUCAAAGGGGUCGUCCAAUGCCCGGGCAAGGAUGAUGGGUGCCAAGCAGCCCCCCAAUACAAAAUGCAAACCAUCCCGUCCAAGAGUGAGUCGGCACACUGACAUUGGUUCCGAUACGACGAGUUCAGACGUGGACGGGUGCCAACGAUCAACACUGGCAACCGACCACGAACCUGCAACCGGCAAAGUUUCGGAUGCAGAGUAUGAAAUCUUCGUAUCAGAAGGUGCGCGAAUGCCAGAUAUUCCUCCUGCAGACAAAUUUGUAAGUUGCCGCCCAGCCCCGGGUGGCGUUUAUUUAAUAUUGCAAAGAGGUGCUCGGCAGGAACUGCAGGAGCCGCGCCGGUGCCUGGAUGUCCAGGGGACCUUGGAAGAACUUGAAGAGGAAGUUCCUGAAGUAGACGAAGAUGGACCGGAAGAGGGGCCCUGGAGCUCUGCUAAGCCUGGAUGGCGACCGAUUGCCGCAGGCACUCGGCCAAGUCGACAACGACCAAUUGCACCCCAUGGCAGGGUGAGAGGCGAGUUUGGAAAUACAGCAUGGCCAUAUGGUCCACGGAGAGUGUCAUUGGAGCGGCCUCAUUCAGCGCAGUAUGCGAAAGAGGUCCCGCACCAGAAUUCACACCCAAACCAGCGGCCAUCGUCAGCAAGGGCUGCACUAACAACCGCCUACAGGCCUGGAUCUGCCAGGGCGACCCCUCUCCGGCCUUCGUCUGCGGCAUCUUCUGUCCGAUCGGGAUCAGCCCGACCAGCAUCAGCACAGCCCGAUCCUGCGCAGCCUGCAUCAGCACGGCCAGCGUCAGCACGGCCAGCCUCAGCACGGCCAGCUUCAGCACGGCCAGCCUCAGCACGGCCAGCCAGACCAGCCUCAGCCAGACCCGCCUCAGCACGACCAGCUUCAGCACGACGAGCAGCCUCAGCACGGAGACCAGCCUCUGCACGACCAGCAUCAACACCCCCUGGCCAUGUGAAGCAAAGGCCUGCACAAAGGCCUGCUUCUGCCCCUCCAAUGCAUGCCCCACUCUACUCUCAGGAGGCCCGCAGACCACAAUCAGCGCCUGCCUUCAGAGAGAGGCAGUCACAGGGUUUCAGCCAGAUGCUGUCAACAGAAUACAGCAAAGCCAUGGGCAGCGUACUGUUUCAGCAACAGGACUUUUUGGAUAAACGAGCAGCUGACACUUCAAAAAGUGCACACUCACAGUGUCGGACAACACUGAUGCACAACUGGCUCAUCGCCUACCAAAAGAGCCGGCUCCGUGCACGCAUGGCAUGCCGACCACUUUUUGGUGAAGGUAGCGACGCCAAAUUCACCUUCCCAAAGACUUAUGCACCGGCGCCACCACCUUUGACAAAACGAAAAGAGCGAAAAGAACGGGACUUGGAAGAGGAGAUUCGCCAGAUUGAGAUAGCUCUUGGAGGCCCAGUGACCCGUGAAGCUUCGAAGGCUUCUGCGUGCGCCGAAGAUGAGGAUGUGAGGCCCGUUGAUACGGCAAAAUCUGCGGAAACAACUGCGGUGGGAAGGCGUGGCUCUCUCCUUCUCCCGAUUGACAAGGGCGGUGGUCUUGACCUUACGGGCACGAUUGGCAAGAAAAUGUCCUUAGCCUCUCAAUCCGAGCCAAAGGUGCAGCCUGUGCGAACGCUUCCAUUUGACACCCCUCGUGGCGCUAUGACACCUGGUGCCUCCACGGUUUUCAACCAAAUGUCGAUGAGAGAGCCCUCAGUCGGAGGAGGCACUGAAGGAACUUCAGUGUCUGGCCUGGAUUUCUCUGAAGCCAGCGAUUUCCUGCCGACAGUUGGCAUGAUGCCCAAGAAAGAGAUGCUCCACAAGGUGUUUCACAGGCUUGCAGACGAUGGGGAGGUGCAUAAAGAUGUUUUGUCGCAGUCUUUGGAGCUUCUAGGCAUUCGUCACAUCAAGCAGCCUUGGAUUGAAAAGAUCCUGUUGUCGGUCACCAGGUAUACUACGCUGAGCUUGGAUGAAUACAUGAAUUUUGUCCAUGCAUAUAUGGAUUUGCAGAGCAAAGAGUAUGAGAGUGCCUUCUAUCAGCUGGAUAAGGAUGGUUCUGGAACCAUCGAGGCCAAUCACUGGCACGUCCAAUUGGCCGGCACAUCGGCUGGUGCACCUCAGGCUGGCGAGUUGUCCGAGCUUCUCUUGAGCAUCGGUAUAACUCCAAUGGAUCACGCAGCUCGGCUUGCAACGCCCGCGGGCCGCUGCUUGGCGAGCGCGGCCCAGCGCUUGCGUGAGCCGCGAGCCCAGCCCAGGUGA
This is a messenger RNA of Durusdinium trenchii, 2301 nucleotides long. NCBI's taxonomy places the organism in Eukaryota, Dinophyceae, Suessiales, Symbiodiniaceae. The record is from the annotation of a GenBank genome assembly.